ACUCCCCAUCUGUAUCCCAAACUCGCACGUUACGUCGGUACGGCACGCGCCACAAUGGUGAAAGAUAAGUGACUUGGUGCGCAUCGAGCUGUGAACCGAAAGUCUGGUGUUUACAUGCGAAAUAGACUUCGCAUCCCAGUUUGUGUCUAGCCACCGCGGGCCCCGCUUGCCUCUGGAUUGUUUACAAGUGUCAAUGAAUUACGCAAGUUCAUCGAAAUUUUGUAGUGUCGUUCUGAUUUAAUUAUCUGAUCUGUGGUGUGCUUAAAGGAUAUUUUCCAGAUGCGCAAAACUUGGAUCUUUGGAUGUAACACUAAUUAAUAUAAUGAGCGGCGAAGCAGUGAAGAAAUGCUACUUAAGACUGAGAGGGUUUGCUUAUGCCUGGUCUUCCUAAUAACGAUUGCGUCGGCGCAGACAUUAUGUCCAGCUUCAGAGACGAUUCUUCCAUGCAUAUGCACCAAUCGAAACGAAGAUAUUCAAAUAUGGUGCACGCACAGCGAUUUGCCACAAGUAUUGAAGGGCGUACAAAAGAUCGGAGACACUGUCAGAAAAUCUAUAGAUGAGCUCAUUAUAGAAAACAACUAUUUACCUUCGCUACCUGGAAAGAUAUUCCAAAAUGUAAAGAUACUUCGUCUGAUGCUGCGGCAUAAUGGAUUGGAAAGGCUAUCCGUAGCAUGGCUGGAAACUCAGGAGACGAAUUUAGUUGAAAUAUUUAUAGUUGAAAAUGACUUAAAGAGCAUACCGUCGGAAAGUUUGAUGAAACUGCAAAACCUUCAAGCAAUCACUAUACAAUCGCACAAUCUAAAAAGGAUACCUGCCCUCACAGGAAUGCCUAGAUUGCGCUAUAUCAACGUCCAAUCCGGAAGUCUGAAUGCUGUGAAUGAGCGCACAUUUGAAGGUUUACCCAACGUGGAAAAGCUAUUUAUUAAAGGCAGUCCAAACCUUCAAAUUAUCAAAGAAAAUGCGAUCUAUAAUUUACCCAAAUUAAAGAAAUUAGAGAUAACCAACUGUGGCAUAAAUAUCAUUCACAUGAGAGCGCUGUCUCUUCUACCUAUGCUGACUGAGCUUUCUUUUAGCGACAACAAAAUAACGGAUGCAUCUAUGGUCGGAAGAGCUACAAGAGAUUUACCAGCUCUGUCUAUCUUAAAUCUUAAUAACAACUUAAUUGACAAAUUAAACGAAGGAGCCUUUGUAGACCAGGGAAUGUUGGCAAGCCUAUUCCUGUCAAAUAACAACAUUAAUGUAAUACACCAUGGAGCUUUUCAUAGAGUUCCUAAGUUGAGAGUAGUAGAUCUAAAUUACAACAACAUAAACCGCAUUCAUCCCGAGUCAUUCCUACAACAAUCUGGCAGUGGCGUAGAAGAAUUAAAUCUCAUCGGCAAUCAAAUAACGCAUAUUUCAGAAUUCAGAGCUUUGCUAGAUGCAUUACCUCGUUUGAGGUUUUUGGAUAUGAGUGAAAAUUUACUUCAGGAAAUUCCAAGAGGUGCUCUAAGAGGCCACCCGAGUUUGGAACGUCUACAUCUAAAUAAAAAUAACAUAAAGUUCAUACAAGCUGACGCAUUUAUGGCCAUGCCUGCCUUACGAGAAUUGCAUUUAAGUAAUAAUUCCUUGACUGAUUUUAAUGAAGGACCAUUUUGGAAUUUGCCCGCAUUAAAGGGUUUAGAUUUAUCAUUUAAUUACUUCCAACGUUUACAACCGAAGCUACUCUACAAUUUACCAUCCCUUAGAAGAAUUAAUCUAAGUAAUAAUCAAUUGACAAUGAUUGACCCGAUUACGUUUAUUGAGUCCCCGUUGCUAGAGUACGUAAACAUAUCAGGCAAUGCUUUAGUGUCCAUACAUCCUGCGACUUUAAGAAACCUGGCUAGCCUCUAUGAAAUUGACGCAAGUUACAACCGACUGAUGGAAUUUGUCCCUGGACUGCCGAGAGGUAUAGAAAAACUAUAUUUACAAAGGAAUCAGAUCACUAGCUUGCCAGUACCACCAUCUCUAGACUUGGAUCUACCGUCACUAAGAACAUUAGAUAUUUCGAACAACGGAAUACAAAAAAUGCCCCGUGCAAGUAUGAAAACUUUACAUAACUUACGUAGGCUGUAUAUGAGACGCAAUGGGUUAAGACAGAUAGAUCCGACGACCUUUGGAGACUUGGAGAAACUAGAGAUGUUAGACCUAGGUGAAAACCAGAUAAUAUCCGUUCACCCUAAAAGUUUUACAAAGCUCCAAUACUUGAAGCAAGUCAAUUUACAUGGUAAUACCAUUGAAAAUUUUGAUUUUAUGGCUGUACAAGACAAUGCCGCAUUAUCAAAACUGGAUUUUAGUAAAAAUAGACUGAAAAGUAUAAGUCCGAAUAUUGUAAAUAGAGCUCUCGACAUUGAAAUAUUGAAUAUCUCAUCCAAUAAUCUUGUAGAGUUACCUAUAUCUCUGAAUAUGCUACCAAAACUACGUCUAUUAGACGCCAGUUACAAUCAUAUUAAAUUUUUUGAUGGCAAUGCCAUCAAUAACAUCCAUACAUUGAAGGAAAUAAAUAUGGUGAACAACAAAGUUAAAGAACUACGUUCUGGUAGUUUUGAAGAUCUGAAAGAGCUAGAAACUAUACAUUUUGAGAGCAAUCAAAUAGAAAUCAUCCAUCCGAAAACGAUUAUUAAUCUCCCAAAUCUUGUUUCCAUACAUUUGAGCCGAAACCAUAUAAUAGAUCUACCGGAUAGAGUUUUUUCAAAUCUCCCAAAGUUAAGGAUUAUUGAGUUGCAAGGGAAUCGGUUGCAGUACAUCUCAUUGCGGGCAUUUGAGAACAUCCCUCUAGUUCAGUAUUUGAACAUGAGUAAUAAUCAGUUGACGAAUAUCGAUAAUUCAGGACUCCGGCAACUAGCAUCAUUGGAAGUAUUGGACCUGAGUUUCAAUAAACUGAACAAGAUCACAAGGGCUUCAUUUCAGUAUAUGGAAUGGCUGGUGGAGCUCAACCUAGACAAUAAUCUGAUAUGCUACAUCGGUGGCCAGCCGUUCGACUUCAUGCCGCGGCUAAAGGUGCUCUCACUGCAACACAACAAAUUGUCAACCGUCGGCGAACCGGUAUUUGCGAAGUUGAGAAAUAAUAUCGCCAUUUUGGAUAUUGAUGGAAACCCGCUUAUUUGCAACUGCAGAAUAGUUUGGUUAAAAUCCUGGUUAGCGGAAUCGUCCUCUAUAGGGCCCAAAUGUGCCGACGGAACCUACGUGAAGGGAAUGCCGUUCUCGAGAAGCGACUGCGCAAACACCCCUACAGGCGACGAAGAUUUGAGAUCGUGUGUAGCCCUCGAAAACGAAGCACUACUCCCUAAUUUAGCCACAUCUCAAGUUUUCUCUACUAUGGACAAAAUAAAAGACUACACCCAACAAAUAAAAAAUAACUACCACAUCAACAAACUUAACAGACCUUCUCCUGAAGAGUCAGAAUAUUUCUACGACGAAUACGUCGACUAUCCAUACAACGAAACACUUAUCGACGGACUAAACGAGAUAAACGCGCAAAAUAAAAAUAAGUCACAUUACACACCAGGAGACACGCCGACUCUUUAUGCUGAGAUGAAGAAUACAACUAAGAAAAAUCCCGCCCCUGAUGCAGGUAGCAGCGGCUUUACGUUCUUCGGGAUGCCUUUACCCACUAUCAACAUGGGACAGUUGCUUAACACGGGACGCAAGAUAGACUGGCAAGAGAACAAGCAACAAAAUCCUGCAGAUAAAUACCAAACACAUGAGCCUCCAAAGUUUGAAACAGGUGGCUUUUCACCCAUACUCCCAACUACAGCUACUGGUUUCAAACCAAUAACAAACCCUGACAUGAAUGUGUCACACAAUGCUGUCGCAAAUGUGGGUGAUGCAAAAUACAGCGCCAAAGGCAGUGUGCAACACAGUGUUGUAGGAACAUCAACAAAACCACCAGUAAACACAGUUCAGAGGAACUCUACACAUCAGAAAAUGAAGAGCGAAAUUCAUGAGAUUCAAGCAUUUUUGAAUGAUGAUAACAGUACUCAUGUAGCUUACAACAGAACUAAAGCUAUAGAGGAACAAAAGAUCGACCCUAAUAACAUCAGCAAGUACAAUCUGAUGGAAUCUAAUUUAACAGUGAAUCACAUAACGGAAAAAGAGGGCUUACUGAUUACUACAGACACCAGCAAUGACAUGUCUUUGCAGGCCUGGCUGGAGACAAGCACCCAGCCAUUCAUAAACCCUACUGUGACCUCUAAGCCCCCUAUAAAGAAACAUAUCGAAAAUAACCCACCAACAGCACUGUCAGCCAUUCUAGUACCAAACAAUGAGGAAUUAGCAAGAAGGAACUAUACUAAAAGGCCAGCCACUAUAACAAAAGUGACAAUGCCUCAUGCUGAGCAUUAUGACAAUCAUGACAACUAUUUGCCGGUAAUAAACAGAGAGGCUAAAACUAGGUUUUCUGAAUUGCCCAAUGUAGGGAAUACAAAGACUAGACAGGCGGAUGACAGAGACUGGUACUAUAAGAAUUACAAUAACUCUAAUUUAGAGCCAUAUGUUGCUCCAGGAGUGCACAACUCGGGCGCGGAUAUUGUUAAAGUUAAGAUUUACAUAGUUUUAGUUGGAUUAUGUUUGAAACUAUAUCAUUAGAAAGUAAAUGUGUUUCUUAUUGAAUAAAAUAAAAUGGGAAAUUAAAUUUUAAACUUGAGACUGAACAUGGAAA
This is a messenger RNA of Cydia amplana, 4675 nucleotides long. It is a transcript of the gene atk, whose product is annotated as protein artichoke. Gene Ontology annotation, molecular function: protein binding. Gene Ontology annotation, cellular component: extracellular matrix. The record is from RefSeq and is a predicted model, not a curated record. Bases 346 to 4602 code for a protein of 1418 amino acids. Lineage: Eukaryota; Metazoa; Arthropoda; Insecta; Lepidoptera; Tortricidae. The transcript is spliced from 4 exons.